GUUCUUUUCUCUCUUUAUAUUUACAUUCAUCACUUCCGAUUCACACGACGAUUCACUGAUAAAAUAUUUUGCUAAAAUUGGAGUUAAUUUACUGCGAUUUAACUCUUGUUUACAUGACUUGCUAAUCAGCGUUAUUGAAUAAUUUAAAAGCAAUUGUGGAGAUAACAAUUGUAUAUAAAACUCUGGAUUACUCACUGUUUGUUAUCAGUUCAAGCUAUAACUUCAAUCGAAUAAGUUGUCGUAAACAUCAAUUUUAUUUCAAAAAUUUCAAUAAUUUUUAUUUCUAAUAUAAUUUAAGUCUUUAAAAGACUGACAAAACAUUCCAAAGAGAUGAAUUUAAAGUUUUUGUUCCUUCUUGCACUUUGUAUUGUUGGUGCUAUUGCACAUCGGACUCGUGAAAAUGACAAUCAAAAGAGAUUACAGCGUAGUGAUCAAGACAAUGCAUUAGUUGAAGUUUCAGACUCAGAAGCAAGUUCCUUAGAAGAAGAUGCUCUUGCAGAUCCACUUCCAGAUGAUGCAAAUCUUCCAAAAGAAAGUCCAAAAUGGGGUAAAAAUGGAAAGCGCAAGAACCGUAGAUGGCGCAAGAAUAAAUGUAGGCAUGAUAAUAAGACAGAAGGAGCAGCUGAAGAUGGUGAUAAUAAUAACGAGCAAGGUGAAGUAAAAUGUGAAAGAUGUCGAGGUCGUGGAUGUCGUAGACGAGCAAACAAAGACAAGAAAGACAGCAAUGAAGAAGAUCAGAAUGAAAAUAAACAUGACAGACAUCAUCAUCAUCACCAUCAUUGCAAUAAAACAGAAUCAGUUCACGGUCAAGAUGGAAACUUUGAAAGACAUCAUCACAGCUGGCGUAAGCACGGACAUAAGAAUCAAAAUGAAAAAGCAGAUGAUCAAGACAACAAUCAAGUUGAAAAUGAGGAAGGAAAACGUGGAAGACAUCGUCAUAGAGGAUACCAUCAUAGAGGAAAUAUAAAUGAGAAUGGAGAGUUUGGACAUGCCCCUGAAUGGCACAAAAAUCACAAUGUUUCAUUGACCGAAGGAGAAAGUAACGUAGGCCGACGAAGACAUCAUCAUCAUCAUCAUCAUUGUCAUAAUAGAACUACUACCACAAGCACUACACCCACUCCAACAUCUGUCGCACCAAGUAAUGACGAUUUAGUAACUGAAUUCGAUACUAGAGUCAAUGUCGAAUAGAUUGACCUCUAUGGCAACAACCACAUUCGAUGUGAUGAAUGAUUCAACCGAGAUCCAUAAAUUUUAUUUAUGUACACAUAAAUUUAAGAAAUAUAAAGUUUAUCCAACAAAUAAAAAAGAAAAGCUUUCUGUC
Chironomus riparius is the source of this 1321-nucleotide messenger RNA. Lineage: Eukaryota; Metazoa; Arthropoda; Insecta; Diptera; Chironomidae. The record is from the annotation of a GenBank genome assembly.